Molecule: messenger RNA, 1886 nt
Organism: Ctenopharyngodon idella (grass carp)
Lineage: Eukaryota; Metazoa; Chordata; Actinopteri; Cypriniformes; Xenocyprididae
Gene: eva1ba
Product: eva-1 homolog Ba (C. elegans)
Exons: 6
Coding region: 692-1192 (166 amino acids)
Source: RefSeq, a predicted model, not a curated record
GUAAUGAGGUUUUGGACCCUGGGACCUUUUUUUUUUUUUUUUUUUUUUAAAAAAAAGGUUUCAGUUGACCCCAAUAACUUUUGUGUCUGUGUGUUUGUGUGUGUGUGUGUGUGUGUGUGUGUGUGUAUGUGUGUGUGUGUGUUUGCGCAUCUAGAAAAUUGGAAAAAAACAAGUAACAGGAGUGAGAUUAUUGACUGUGCCAUGUGCUUUUGCAAGGAUGAAGAUUUUGGAGAUACCUACUCUGAAGAAAAAGACGAAGGCCCAAGAUAUUCAGAGAACACGGUCAGAACCAGAGUGAGAAGUUUGAUCCAUCUGAAACAACAGUGCACCAUGAGGAGGAACUGACUGCUUUAUAUGGGUGUGGCUGUGUUUGUUGACCCUUGGAAAAUAUGAGUCUUCCUUGGGAGUUCACAGUUAGAAAGGAAAAGAGUCAGAGAGGAAAUACACUAUGGACGCAUACACUGCAUGAAAGGAAAAGGCUGCAGAUGCACUCGGAUGGACGGGGGAAGAGAAUUGUAUCAUGUCCUUUAUUCAGAUACAAAAGAGUCUGGCUACUGGCUACACUCCAUUAAAUGGAGAAGGAAAUGGGCCCCACUAGCUGCUGGCAAUACUGACCUUUCAAACUCACAAAAGGGGCUCACAGGGAUGGACUGUAGACUUUAAAGGUUUGGAAACACAGGACAAAGCCAGGAUGAAUGUGAAAAGGAAGGAGAUGGAUUUCUUGAGCAACACUAUUGCUGCUUAUGCUCACAUUAAAGCAAAUCCAGAGAGUUUCGGGCUUUACUUCGUCAUUGGCGUCUGUUUUGGCCUGGUGCUCACUCUCUGCCUCCUGGUCAUCAGGAUUUCCUGCAAACCUCGUACCACUACAGCGCCCUCCACACCAGAGAAAAAACAGUUAAAAGAUUACAGUGAGGAGGAGGAAGACGAGGAGAGCGAUGAAGAUGAGGAGGAGGAAGAUACAGGAGGCCUGGAGUCCUCCGUCCGGCACAGCACUACAGAGAUCCCCAUGAGCAACCACCUCAUCACGCCAGAUGGGACUCUGAGCAGGAACGUGUUCACCUCAGCCGAGGAGCUGGAGCGGGCACAACGAUUGGAGGAAAGGGAAAGGAUCAUAAGGGAAAUCUGGAGAAACGGACAACCGGAUAUCCUGGGAACAGGGACGGGCACUAUUGGAAGAGUGCACUACUACUAAAGGAGCGUGAGACUCCUGGACAUAAACACAAGCCAUUUCACUGGUUGAGUGCAGUACUUUGGAAGACUGUUAAUGAACGCUGUUUCCAUUACUUUUUUUUAUACAUCGGACUGAUGUUAUUGUAAUCCUACAGACAUGGGUACAGUUGUUCUGUAUGCAACAUUUGGACUGGCCAAGUUGCUAUCUGUCCUCAAGUCAUGGUGCUUAUUGAAGAGUCAUUCUGACUUUGACGUUUGAGUUGAUGUUUUAAAAAGUAUUUGUGAAUUGUAGGUGAUAAUUAGAAGCUCACAGAAAGCAAAUGCACUUUUGCACCAUGCCAUUUAUUGUUUGUUUUCUGCUAUAUUUGUAAUUAAAAAAAAAUGUAAUGGGGUCAUGACAACAUGUAAGUCACAUCAAGCAUUACCUCAUAGAUUAUAAAGCCACAUAGCAAUAUAACUAGGGAUGCACAGAUAUUAAAAUCCAACAAUAUUUUCAUGAUUUAUGCUAUUUUGUCUAAAUAAAUUAAAAAUAAAACACUAAAAACUACAAUCAAUAGUUUUAGAUGCUACAAAGUGAAAUAGGCAUCACAACAUAAUGUGCCAUAUGAAAACUGGAUGUUUACUUUGAUAUUUGCUAAAUAUUACAUUGUUAAAGGUAUACUAUGUUCUUUGUUUUUUGUUCAAAAUCAAUACAGCAAUCCUUCUUCUAAAAUGUA